GGGCCCGUUAGUCGCGUGCCGCCGGGGGGACACUGAGGACGAUAGUAUCGUAGUACGCCGUCCCGUGGCCGAUCGCCCGCCGCCGCCACCGCUGACGACGACGACGACGAUCGUCACUUUAUCGCGCGAGUUCACGCCGCGCGCACGUUGUUUACCCCGCCUGCGACAGGCAGUCACUGUUAUCAAAAAACAUUUUUUUUUGCGCCCCGCGGACUGUGAUGACAGACGAUGAAUAGUAGCAAGCCACGUGGACGCCGCGCGCCGCCGAUGUGGUGCAAAGCGUUCGUCACGGUCGGAUUGCUCUGCGAGUUGGCACUGUCGGCCUCGCCACCAGUGAUUUCGGGUGAUCCGGAGUUUACGGAACCCAUAACGAACGUGACGGUACCUGCAGGACGUAGUGUAAAGCUAGGAUGCUCCGUCAGAAAUCUGGGAUCAUACAAGGUAGCUUGGAUGCACUUUGAACAGUCUGCCAUAUUGACCGUGAAUAGCCACGUGAUCACUAGAAAUCCAAGAAUUACCGUGUCCCACGAUAAACACCGUACGUGGUUUUUGCACAUAAACAAUGUGCAGCAAGAAGAUCGAGGCCGUUACAUGUGUCAAAUAAAUACGAUCACUGCUAAAACUCAAAUUGGAUAUCUCAAUGUUGUCGUACCACCGUCGAUUUCCGACUCGUUGAGUAGUUCAGAUGCAAUAGUUCGAGAAGGAGCAAAUGUGUCGUUGACGUGUCACGUGGAUGGUUACCCGAAACCAGAUAUCAAAUGGAAACGUGACGACGGUCUGCAAAUUAACAUCAACAAGACCUUAAACGUGAGCGAAUGGGAGGAACCCACUUUGGAACUGCAUCGGAUCAGUCGGCUUGACAUGGGCGCCUACCUGUGCAUCGCCACAAAUUCUGUGCCCCCGUCGGUCAGCAAACGGAUAAAAGUCAGCGUGGACUUCCCGCCGAUGCUGUGGAUACCACAUCAGCUGGUCGGCGUGCCACUGGGCUACAACGUGACACUGGAGUGUUACACCGAGGCGCACCCGACGUCCCUGCACUACUGGACCCGGGACAGCGGACAAAUGUUGCACGACAGCGGCAAGUACAAGGCCGUGUCCAUACAGGGCGUGCCGUCGUACAAGGUGCAGAUGAAGCUGACCAUCGUGGAUGUGUCGCACACAGACUACGGCGUGUACAAGUGCGUGGCGAAGAACUCGCGCGGCGAGACCGAUGGCACAAUUCGGCUGUACACUUCACACCCACCCACUCUGGCACCAGAACUUCAGAGCACGGAGAAUCCCUCCCCUUCUGGCAUCCCAGCUUUAGGUCCACAAUGGACGACCGAUGGGAGUAACGAUUUAGAAAACGGUACGUCGAACAACACGAACGGAAAAGGAGGGGAAAAAAGACGACAAUUCCGUUUUGAACGAGAUCACUCGGUCCGGGCAGACGUACAGCAAACCCAACAGGCCAGACAUCAUCAAAAAUUCGACGCCAAGACUGAUUCCGACCAUAACCGUGCUGUUCUUGACGGCCGCUGUCCGACUGUUGUCCAGGCGACGAGAACGGAUGAUGUAAAAAUAUAAUACGGUUUUCACACUUUUUUGAAAUACCGAAAUGACUAACGUAAAAAAAAAACAAAAUUAAAGUAUCCAAACAUAUUAUUAUUACAAAAAAUAUAACUAUUAAUAAGCUCAACUUCCUCGUCCACUUCUCCCUCAUCCGCCACGUAUUAUUAUUAUUAUUAUUAUUACAUGUAAUGUACUUCCCCCGCGCGGACAACCCCUCCCAUCCAUUCCUAACUGUUUGUCGGCCGCCGCUCUACAAUAUAUGCGUCCAAUCCGAUGGUGUGAACAAGGAGAUCACCACCAACUACCCUCUUCCCGUCAUCCCCCGAAAUGAACUUAUUACCUCACGACGAUUGACGCCACUCACGACGUGCAGUCUGCAGCAUAGCCCUCGGGCACCCGUAGCGAAGACGACUGCGGUCACCCGUCGCAGAAUCACGGAUCAUGUAUUUUUACAUAAUUAUUACUAUUAUUACAUAUUAUUAUUAUUAUUAUUAUUAUUAUUAUGAUCACCGCAUUUUCGUAUAUUAUGAUGGUGGUGUAUACACCGUGUGUACUAUACGUUUGCAGUCCACAGGUACGAUAUGAGAUCGAUUGAGCUGACGCAGUUGUCACAAGUAUAUAUUAUAUUAUUAUAAUAUGAUAAUAAAGCGUCUCGAACACAAUGUCUAUGAUAAAUUGUCAUAUUAUGUGUAGAGAGAAAAAAACAAAGAUAGGCAACGAGAGCGAGAAAGAGCGAGGGGGGGGGGGUGUAUGAGAAAAUAUGCGAGAAACGAUAUUAAGAUAUAAUAUAAUAUCUGAAAUAGAUGUAUAUGUACGUUAGUUGAUUUAGAUGAUUUUUGUUGUUUUGUAUAUAUACGCGUUUGAUUUAACGAGACGAAACGCCGAGUGAACAAAAAAAAAAUUAAAAUUAAAAUUUUAAACGAAUCUGAUAUGUUAUAAUAUUAUAUUCAUCCUUAAAAACGUCGAGGGUUAUAAUUUGUAUUGUUUGGUUUUCUUUAUGUAUCUUAUAUAGUAUAUUAUAGUAUCUCAAAUGUACCUCGAGAAAAUUUUCCCAAUACAAUAUUAUCUUUAUCAUAAUAAUUAUUGUUCCCAUUUUUUUUUUAGAGACCAUUUUUAAUUGUUUUUAGUCUUUUCCUGGUUUUGUUAAGUUUUUUAUAUAUUAUUGUAAAAUGUAUUAUGAUUAUUAUUAUUAUAAUUAUUAAAACAUGUGUUAAUUAUUUUCUAAU
Messenger RNA from Metopolophium dirhodum (rose-grain aphid), 2777 nucleotides. RefSeq names its product neurotrimin-like. Gene Ontology annotation, cellular component: neuron projection. NCBI's taxonomy places the organism in Eukaryota, Metazoa, Arthropoda, Insecta, Hemiptera, Aphididae. The transcript has 10 exons. Bases 229 to 1566 code for a protein of 445 amino acids. The record is from RefSeq and is a predicted model, not a curated record.